UUUUUUUUUUUAAAUCGUUCGCCAGGCGGGCAACCUUACUGUGGGUUUUCAGUCGCCCGUUAAGUUCGAACCCUGAUACCCUGUCCCUUUCUUGGGCAGUUUGGCAAUUUGUCGCACAUAGACGGUUAUUGGACAUUCGCCAAGAAGACUGUGCUGCUGCUGUGAUAAAAUAAUCGAUAGGGCAAGUUAAAACUGAGACUGUGUACUGUUUUACAUCCUCUUUAACAGGUUCACGUUCAGCUGCAUGAAAUCCACGCGCCAUCCACUUCUCUCGUCUGCCUCACUGCACGAACUGAUGAUCGCAUCCAAAUCUCACUGCACCAUCGACGAUUUAAAAAAACGAGAUCUCACACAUUACUUCAACAGGUCAAUCACACGCAGCGAAGUUUCUAUUUAGUGAUUGCGUUUUAGAGAGAGGACAGAAAUUCCAGCAUCGAUCGAUCAGUCAGUCGGCAUCCAUGGACAGAAAUAACUGACCGGUUUGGUGUAGAAAAACCUGUACGUGUACAGGUCUGUGUUACGGCUUUCGUUGUUUACUGAUCACCCGGUCGCAGUGUAUUGCACGUCGAUUACACAACGGACUAGAUACACUAAUGAGAUCGACCAAGAUUGACACGUCUAAGCGCCGCCCAUGAUGGGUUUUCAAAUUCGAUCGUAUCGUUGUUGACAUGGCGCGAGUUCAGGUAGCACAUCCCCAUCCAGACGCACGACAGAUGCAGACAGACUGAAAGGCGCGCUUGGGGUCUAGCUUUUAUGUCGUCGAUGAUGAGCAUAGGACGUGCCCCUGGUCAUGAAUCGGUGGGCAGACGGUGUGCUGAAACCAGUCACCACGAUGACGACCCCUGCAGUAUGGCCGAUUACCUGAUUACCGGGGGAACCGGGUAUGUACCCGAUGAUGGCCAAACUGGGGCGCAGCUCUUUGGUAGUGGAGAUGGAAUGACUUAUAAUGAUUUUCUCAUUCUGCCAGGAUUUAUAGAUUUUGCUGCAGAUGAUGUGGACCUGACGUCUGCUCUCACUCGAAGAAUCACACUGAAAGCUCCAUUAGUGUCCUCCCCCAUGGACACAGUCACAGAAGCACAUAUGGCCAUCGCUAUGGCAUUGUGUGGUGGUGUUGGCAUUAUUCAUCACAACUGUACACCUGAAUUCCAAGCCAACGAAGUGCGCAAAGUCAAAAAAUACGAGCAGGGUUUUAUUCUAGACCCAGUCAUUAUGUCACCCAACAAUACUGUCAGUGAUGUCUUGAGUGCCAAAAAAAAGUAUGGUUUUUCCGGAAUACCGAUAACGGUGAAAGGUCACAUGGGUGACAAGCUGGUUGGCUUGGUAACUCAGCGUGAUGUUGAUUUCCUCACAAAGGAAGAAUAUCAUACACCAAUAUCGGAGGUGAUGACAGCAGUCGAAGAUCUGGUCGUGGCACAUGCUGGCUGUAAUCUCAAGGAAGCUAACCUCAUCCUGCAGAAAAGCAAAAAGGGGAAACUUCCGAUUGUGAAUGACAAUGGUGAGCUUGUGGCUCUGAUUGCUCGCACAGACACAAAGAAGAACAGAGAAUUCCCCUUGGCAUCGAAAGACGAAAAAAAACAGUUGGUUGUCGGAGCUGCUGUGAGUACUCACGACACUGACAAAGACCGUAUAGAACAGCUGGUGCAGGCCGGGGUCGACUUCCUGGUUCUCGAUUCUUCCCAGGGUAACUCAGUAUUCCAGAUCAACUUGAUUCGCUAUAUUAAACAGAAAUAUCCAGAUUUGCAGGUCAUUGGUGGAAAUGUUGUGACAGCCGCACAGGCGAAGAAUUUGAUUGAUGCUGGUAUUGAUGGCUUGCGUGUCGGCAUGGGCAGUGGUUCCAUCUGCAUCACUCAGGAAGUGAUGGCCGUUGGACGGCCCCAGGGUACAGCGGUGUACAAAGUUGCCGAAUAUGCCCGACGUUUUGGUAUUCCUGUGAUAGCUGAUGGUGGUAUCACGUCAGUAGGACAUAUCAUCAAGGCAUUGUCACUUGGUGCUUCUACUGUGAUGAUGGGUUCCAUGCUGGCUGGUACCAGUGAGGCCCCGGGUGAAUACUUCUUCGCUGACGGCGUCCGUCUGAAGAAAUACCGCGGGAUGGGCUCGCUGGAUGCUAUGGAGAGCAACAAGGGAAGCCAGUGCAGAUAUUUUAGUGAGAGUGAUAAAAUCAAGGUGGCUCAAGGUGUCUCUGGUUCGAUUGUUGACAAAGGCUCCAUACAGAAGUUUGUUCCGUACCUGAUUGCGGGAAUCAAACAUGGCUGUCAAGACAUCGGUGCCAAGAGUAUGUCCUUACUCAGAUCCAUGAUGUAUUCUGGUGAACUGAAAUUUGAGAAGAGGACCACAUCCGCACAGAUUGAAGGUGGCGUUCACAGUUUGCACGGGUACGAGAAGAGGCUCUAUUGACAGUUAGCCGAGGCAGGUCAGUUUUUGCCAGUUGUCAAACACAAGUACACAGACAUGCCAACAUCCUGAUCAAGAGUUAUCUGCCCUCAGAUUCACAGUGUUACAUUAGACUGGUGGCUCAGUAUCUGACACUUUAUCGUAUACCUGGUUCACAAGUAUUUCUGUUUUUGAUUAAAAAUUCAAUCUCAGAAUGUAGAAUGCAAAUCUAUUAUUCUUUUCCAUACCAAUGUAUUAACAGUUGUCUGAUGAUGCACAUUUCUAAAGAUAAUACUGUCCGAAUAUUUGUUUCAAUAAAACAACUUGUGAAUUAUAGAAAUUGACUUCAAUAAUCUGUCAUUUCCUCAGCCACCAUCUUUGGAAUCUGUGGCCACACUGGGUCAAAAGAUGCUUGUGUACCUGCCUAUGGAGAAAAAUCUUAUGUUCAUUUACUUCCAUUAAUAACACAAAUGUUUAUCUUACAUCCAUUUUUCCCCCACUAAUGCCUACAAGUCACCAUGAUUUUUUGCAACAUAAGUCAUCCCUCAUAAUAUAUUGCUUUCCUGUGAUGUAACUUUCAUUUUGCACGGGGGAGGGGGGAGAGAAAAACAUCGCUAAAAAUAUCAAAGAUUUAUCUAUUGGUAGAAAAUUGGGACAGUUUUCACAGCUAAUAAAGACAUUUUUUUUUACAAAUUAUGUCACAUUUGGCAAUACUGAUUUACUGAACUGAAAUAUUCACAAAAUUGUUUUAUUUUCAAUCUUUUUUCACCCGUAACUUUAUGUAAAUGCUUACAAUAGUGUACAAAAAGAAGUCUUCCACCAUGUUGAAAAUGGACUGGUACCUAUAACUACUGUAAGACCUACUGUAAACUGUCUUUCACAGUAAGUGAAAACUAAAGACUGCAGGACAAUCGGUAACCUUCGGACAACGUAUUAACACAAACUACAUGAAACAAAUCGUGAGUGGUUGUGAUUUGAAAUAAUCUACUGUCAUUGGUAAACCAAAAAUGUUUUUCUAAAGGAUUCUCUCACUUGUUACUUUUCUUUCAUUAUUUGAAAUGUGGAUUAUUAAUGUGUAUGGUAAUUUUGCAUUCCGUGUGAGUAUUGACGGUUUUCAGUCAUCCAGUUCAUGUUGUUUUUGUCACUGAAAGCACUUUUUUGCUUUAGUGAUUGUGUCAUGUACAAUGUCAAAACUGAAAACUAAAACUAAACUGUGGAUCUAUGACAACUAUAUGUCUAUGAAUAAUAUAAACAAUCUGAAACUGUGAAGGUAAUCAGCCCUUAGUUCAGCCAGCAAACGUUUCGCUAACAUUCAUAAACUAUUUGAUUGGUUCAUGACGUGGCCAUUUGGUUUACUGUGAAGGGCAUAAACCAGUUUAGUGGAUGUUUUUCUGUUCAGUCUAGCUGAACUCGGCCCAGGUUUGAGAGUAAUAGUGGCUGAAUGUUUGGCUUGGUCGGGAGAUGGCUUCCAGGACCAAAGAUUCACUGUCCAAGCCAGCAUAUGUUUAAACUGAUAUGAUCACACAGUCCCAUUCAUUAACAACAGCCGGGGCAAACAUUUGCCUAAUAGAAAUCUUUGUAUACACACACAUUUUGUCAAUCCCCCUUGAAUCCAGUUGUAGAUACAAAUGCUAGUGCUAAAUCAUAUCAUGUUUUUGAAUAAAAUGCACAAAAUACAUUUGAGUUGUUUUAUGUCUUAUAUAUUUCUUGCAUACAUGUAGUUAUUGUUUUUAGGAUGUCAAGGAAGCAUUGGAGUUGUUAUGAUAUAAGAUUUCAUUUUAACGAAAGUUCAUGGGUAAUGAGCAUUUUGAAAUUUGAGUUCAGGAACAUGUGGUAUAAGCUCUUGGAUAUUAUGAGUGAAUUAUAAAUGUGAAAUAUCAAUCUUGGUAUGUUGGAUAUUGUUUUAAAGAAUGGAGAAUAUUGAUGUUUUUGUAGUGAAACUUAUCAACUGUAGAUGAUGUAAAAUAUUUGUUACUCAGCAUUUAUUUUAUAAGCAAAUGCAUGUAUAUUUAAUUAUAUAUAUAUAUAUAUAGUUUUUAUUAACUUUGUAAUUCUUUUGGUAUUGAACUUGUCUCGUGAAAAUGUAUUUUACACUUGAUAGUGUGUCUAUACUCCAUCCAAGCCUAAGCAAAAACAUUUUUUUUUUCUGGCACACUUUUAUUUUGUUUCAAUGUUGGAGAAAAACUUAUACGGUUUUGAUUACUAUCCCUAACUUGUGUUUGAUCAUGAUUGGUUACUUUACUUGAUCUAGUCAUUUUUUGCUUUCAGAAUUGUCACAUUAUGUGCAUUUUGGAAAGUUUUUACGGGUUUAUCUGUGACCAACUGGACAGCUCUUAUGUUUUAAAAUAAAAUGUGGUUUAUUUUUUAAGCCAGUCUAUAACAAAAUUGCUUUUUAUUUCACAACUCAUACCCACCAUUUUACUUCUUUCUUUGUUUGUGUUUGCAGUAAUAUGGUUUCAAAUUGGUUGUUUGUAUAUGUUAUUAUUGAUUAUUUGGUGAAGUAAUAGUUUCAACUUAGCAAUAAUGGUGCAAUACAGAUAUUUUCCAACCAUUCCGCAAAGCUGAUGGCUUCACAUUUUCAUUUAUCCUGAGUGAAAUGGUUUUCAUUCACUAACACUUUUGUGUACUGGUUAAUUGAUUUUUCUUGAUAACUAUUUUGUCUUCCUAUGUCUGUCUCUUCACCAUAAGGUAUCAGAAUUUUGUUUUGUCAAUCUAGAAAUUAUUUGAUAAUAUUCCUAUUCUGUUGCUCAAUAUAUAUUCUUAUUUUAAACUAAUGCUCAGCUUGUGUCUUCUGUUAUUAAAAUUAACCAAUGUUGUUUUUUUCACUGUUGAUUAUCAUGCACUGGUUUGUCAUUUAUAGAAUUUUCUCAUUUAUCACAUUGUUCAGCAUGAUUCAUUAAAACAGAUUGUUUCAUAUUGUAAUAAUAAUUAUGGAGUAAUGUUUGGUCGUUGAUUAGUUUUGCUGCAGUGAAAAUAAAUUGUGCUUGUUUAGGGUUUAAGCUGGACACCAAAAGUAAUAGCAAUUUUGCAAAUUUGAUCAGAAAAUUUGCAGCGGAAUUCAUGUAACAUUUAGCUAAACAAAAUUAUUUUUUAAAUGGCUUUACACAUAAGAAUGGCACAUAGUUUUUGAGUUAGCUUUUUUGGUGAAUUGAUGAUGACAUGUUCACCAAACUCAACUUAAAGUUGCAUUUGGCAAUUUAGCAAAUGACAGCUUGAAAAUUGCUUAUUAUUUAAUAAUAAUAACAAUUUUGAUUAGUACUUACAAAUAACAGUCUUGCCUGCGGUUUCAAAAUAAGCUUCUCACUAAGCUUUGAUAUGUUUACUUUUUUUCAUUGUAUACAAUAAAUGAAUCAAUGUAUCUAGAAUGAAAUAAUUCAUUUAUUUUAUCACAAUCUAUGAAAAUCAUUACAUAAAAUUGUUAUAUAUCUCAGUAUUGUUAAUAUUGACAAAUUGUUAAGAAACGAGUGAAUGAAUGUAAAAUAACACUUCGGCUAUUGGGUGUCAACCUAAACUAAAGUAAUGUUAAGAAACAAAUGAUCAGGGUUCUUUUAACAUUUCUCAAGAAUUGAUCAAAACGGCCUUCAUUUGUUAUAAAUAAUGUUAUCCAUUUUAUGUCGUGACUCAAGUCAUCAGAACAAAAUUAAAAUUAAUGGAAAGUUCAGAAAAAUCUACAAUCUAUAGAUUUUUGUAUUUACAAAGAAGAGAUGGUCAGUUGAUUUUGACAUGAGAGAUUUUGAAAUGAAUUUAUUUUUCUCCUGUAGAAUUAGAUAAAUUUGACCUAGAAGUUUUGAAAAUAAAUUUAAGAGAAUUAUGUACAUGUAUUAGUAGUUUAAAUGUUGCAUUUAUGAAAUUAAUAUAUUGCCAAAAAUGUAUCUUGGCAUAUACACAUAUUAAAUGUAUUAUUACGAGUAGGAAUAACUCCUCAUUAAUAAAUUGCUAAUUAAAAUAGAAAUAGAUUAAUUGUUCAAUAUUUUGUAGUACUGGAUGUUCCUUUGUCUCUGCUAUGUAUUUUGAAGUUUAUAAUUUUGGGGUUUUGAAGCUUUAUGAAAUAUGGAUCGAAUUGUUUGUGAAAAUACAUACUUUUACUUUGACAUUUUGUUAUUGCAUUUUUAUUUUACUUAAUUUUUAUGUAUGUACAUAUAUCUUGAAUUGAUAUUGUUUUGGGAGGUAAAUCUCGCAUACCCUAUGUAUAAAUAUACAUUUAAAUUUCUAUUCUCUGAGAAUUAACUUGUUGAGAUAGAAACUUGCAACUUGAUCAGUUACUGCCAUAUUACAUGAUUUUAGUUUCCUGUUUUUGUUUAUUUUCUUUCUUUUGUUAGCAUGUCUUGCUUGUUGAUUACUUAAAAAUGAUGAAUCAGAUAAAUAUUAUCAUGAUCUUUUGGUGUAAAAAAUAAAAAAGGUGUUAUUUUAUGUUUUAAAAUAUUUACAUUUUCAAAGCAAAUGUGGUUUAUUUAUCUCAUAGAUUUUAAAUUUAAUGACAAUUUUGAUUGACCAGAAAAAAAAGAUAUAUAAAAAAUGUAGAUUGUAAAAUGAUAUUGUAGCGUAUAAAUUGGUGUACGUCAGGCCAUAGGAUUUUAAAUUUCAUGGGAAACACUUUUUUGGUUCCGUGCCUUGUGAUCAUGGGAAGCCAUCGGAAACUUUAUUUCAUUUUGUUGAAUAGUCAUACUCGAUAUAAUAAUCAGCGGAAACAAAAUUUCUGUUCUGUGAUUUUACUGACAUAUAGUACCGUAAACAAUUGUGUUUUGUGAAAUCCGAGGGCCUAGUAUGUGUCGUGAAGUUAAAGGUAUUUUGACAGUAGAAACUGUUGAAUUGUUUUAGGUACUUGUUGAGGUUGUUAUUGUUAACAUGGUGUAUUUAUCUUAUUGUUAUGCCAUGGUGUAUUAUUUGUGCCUUCCUUUAUGAUUAUAAUGAUGAUGAUGAUAAGCAGGGCCAGCUCUGGGUAAUCAAAACAUUUUGCCAAAUCAUCUUAAAAACGCAAAAUCUAUAGCUAUUUUCCAACAAAAUAUUAAGUAUUACACAUAUUUUUUUUGCCAAAUUAAAAUAAAAUUGGCGAGUGCCAGAGCUAGCCCUGCUAAGAUAUGAUAAACUGUAUUGCCACGGCAUUUGAUUCCGAUUUCCAAGGCAUAUCAAAUUAAUUUCACCUCUUGAUCUCGUAAUUAAUAAGCUUUACCAUUAGUAUUUUUGCUUACAUAAACAAAACACGUAACAUAAGUAAUCAUAGAUAGACAUACACCUACCUAAGCUUGAUACAAAGUGUUAAUGAAAUUAAGAUUCAUUUGUGUGGCAACUUGUUUACAACUGUUUAAUAUCUAUUGAUGUGUGAAAACAAAUAAUAAAUGUAUGCUUCGAUGUAAAAUGAAAAUGGUAAUUUGUUUUUAAUUAUAUAAUGGCUGAUACAUUACAAAGCCUCUGUUUGUUUAUUUAUUGAUAAAUCAACUUAUUAUUCCUGGCACACACACCUCAGCUAUCUGGGCUGCAGGUCCAUGGCUUGGUGGUUAGUGAGCGAUACAUUACAAAGCCUCUGUUUGUUUAUUGAUUGGUUAUAUCAACUUAUUAUUCCUGGCACACACACCUCAGCUAUCUGGGCUGCAGGUCCAUGGCUUGGUGGUUAGUGGGAGAUACAUUACAAAGCGUCUGUUUGUUUAUUGAUUGGUUAUAUCAACUUAUUAUUCCUGGCACACACACCUCAGCUAUCUGGGCUGCAGGUCCAUGGGUUGGUGGUUAGUGAGAGAUACAUUACAAAGCAUCUGUUUGUUUAUUUAUUGAUUAUA
This is a messenger RNA of Gigantopelta aegis, 8141 nucleotides long. RefSeq names its product inosine-5'-monophosphate dehydrogenase 1-like. Gene Ontology annotation, biological process: GTP biosynthetic process. The transcript is spliced from 16 exons. Gene Ontology annotation, molecular function: IMP dehydrogenase activity. NCBI's taxonomy places the organism in Eukaryota, Metazoa, Mollusca, Gastropoda, Neomphalida, Peltospiridae. Bases 754 to 2394 code for a protein of 546 amino acids. Gene Ontology annotation, cellular component: cytoplasm. The record is from RefSeq and is a predicted model, not a curated record.